AUGGCACAAGCUAACGGCGGACAGUCCUCCUCAGAGCUUAAAACGGCAGAAUCAUUAACCUCAAAAGAUUACUACUCAGACAGUUACGCCCACUUUGGAAUUCACGAAGAGAUGUUGAAAGAUGAGGUCCGAACGCUGAGUUAUCGCAACUCGAUGAUCUGGAACCAACAUCUGUUCAAGGACAAGGUCGUACUGGAUGUCGGCUGUGGGACUGGAAUCUUGUGCAUGUUUGCUGCCAAAGCUGGAGCCAAGCAAGUCAUCGGAAUUGAUAUGUCAGGCAUUAUCGAUCAAGCCAAGAAAAUCGUCAAGGCUAAUGGAUUCGAAGAUACUAUUGUCUUGAUCAAGGGUAAACUGGAGGAUGUCGAAUUACCAGUCGACAAGGUCGAUAUCAUUAUUUCCGAGUGGAUGGGUUACUUCUUGCUGUAUGAGUCCAUGUUGGACACUGUCCUGUUGGCUCGAGACCGAUACCUGAAACCCGGUGGUUUGAUGUUCCCCGACUCGGCAACAUUGUUCAUGGCUGGCUUGGAGGAUCAGGAUUACAAGGAAGAAAAAAUUAACUUUUGGGAUGAUGUCUAUGGAUUUGACUACUCGUGUAUCAAGGAGAUUGCUCUACGGGAACCCUUGGUUGACACCGUUGAACUGAGAGCGGUGACUACCAAUCCCUGUGCUGUUCGGACCUUCGAUUUGCUUACUGUGACCAAGGAGGAUUUGGCAUUCGAAGCCCCAUUUUCCCUUGAAGCCACUCGUCAAGAUUACGUCCAUGCACUGCUUGGAUGGUUUGAUGUAUCAUUCAGGGCUUGCCACAAGCCAGUCUCCUUUUCCACCGGGCCCCACGCCAAAUAUACCCACUGGAAACAAACCGUCUUUUACCUGAAGGACACACUGACCGUUGUCAAAGGCGAUAAAAUCGAGGGGACACUUGCGGUCCGUCCAAAUGCAAAAAAUCAUCGUGAUUUGGACAUCGACAUUUCUUACAACCUCGCCGGCCAGCAGCAGACUGCAUCAGAUGCUUUAUCCUUUAAAAUGUCAGUUGUCCUAUUCUAACUCAAGAUUUGAUCUCCUACAAGUGGUCCCAAUGGGGAGUAUGGCAUGGCCUUAAACUGACACUGACUAUACCUCAUAGGGCAUGAAUAUCACAGGUAUUGAU
Molecule: messenger RNA, 1147 nt
Organism: Puccinia graminis f. sp. tritici CRL 75-36-700-3
Lineage: Eukaryota; Fungi; Basidiomycota; Pucciniomycetes; Pucciniales; Pucciniaceae
Product: protein arginine N-methyltransferase
Exons: 11
Coding region: 1-1044 (347 amino acids)
Biological process (GO): peptidyl-arginine methylation
Cellular component (GO): nucleus
Molecular function (GO): protein-arginine N-methyltransferase activity
Source: RefSeq, a predicted model, not a curated record